UCAAAAUUCCAUCACCAAAUCACACAAAGCAUUUUUCCUUCCCUCUCUUUACAAUGUGCAGCACUAAUCAUGAGACAAACAAGGGGAAGGAAAAAAUGAACGAAGACUCAACAGCCAAACAGAAUAAUGCGAAGAAGCGAAAGGUGAUUGUGUUGGAAGAAAAAACUGAUGCUGAAUCCAAGAGUUCAAAGUGUCACAAGAAUGAUAAUGGUGAAGAAGAAUCAACAAAUUCACCCAAAGAAGCUUCUCCGUUUGUUCUUUUUGGGUUCAUUAUUGAUCCAACGAAAGAAAGUCGAAAAGCUUACUCAUGCAACUUUUGUAACCAAAAGUUUGUUUCUCCACAAGCAUUAGGUGGACACCAAAAUUGUCACAAAGUGGAGAGAAGACUCCAGAAAAAGAACGAAACUAUGAACAAAGCUUUGGAAUUUUUCUCUAAUGUGGGGUGUGGAUAUCAAUAUUGUGGAAUUGACAGAGAUAUUUUGCAUGCUGCAGGAUCAUCAUCAAGUUUUGAUGCAUGGAAUUUGCACCAUUUGCAGCAUAAAGAUCAACAAUCUAGAAUGACUGAAAUUGACUUUGGUUUGUUUUCAGAGGGAGGUGCCAAUAGUGAUGCUGAUCAUGAACACAAAGAGACUCAGGAGGAGGAUGAAGCAUCCAAAAAUAUUGAUUCGAACCUUAAGCUUUGAUUUAUAUUUUUAUUUAAAAAAUAAUAAUGUGUUAAUGUAUU
Messenger RNA from Vicia villosa (hairy vetch), 724 nucleotides. RefSeq lists its product as uncharacterized. Bases 54 to 683 code for a protein of 209 amino acids. The record is from RefSeq and is a predicted model, not a curated record. Lineage: Eukaryota; Viridiplantae; Streptophyta; Magnoliopsida; Fabales; Fabaceae. Gene Ontology annotation, biological process: negative regulation of abscisic acid-activated signaling pathway. The transcript has a single exon.